AUGACCGACUCGGGGGGUGGAUCGGCGGCACCGGAGACGGGGAGAGCUGAGGUGCCGAAGGGUUCAGGCUCCGGGGCUGCGGAGAAGGGCCGCUCAUGGGCGGAUGUGGCGAAGGGAGAGCCGCGGAGGCAAUAUGGGUCCUCCUAUCGUUCCUCCCCUCGGGUGUUGGAACUGCUGCAGAAGAGGUUCUCCGAGGUGGUGGACGUCCCGGAGGAGGAGUUGGAGGGAAACCGUUCGGAAUGGCGGAACUCCACGAUCAUUGUGAGAAGCCUUGGGAGGUAUGUUCCAGCGGACUGGGUGGCGAGGGAGAUCAAAAGAGUGGGGCGCUUGGGAUACGAUGUGGAGUGCUUCUUGUUGAUGGACGGUUUCUUCGCCGUCCGGUUUGCGAACGAGGCCGAUCGGGAAGCGGCUAUGGCGAGGGGGCUGUGGAUGGUGGCCGGUCAGCUUCUUGCAAUGGACCGGUGGCGACCUAACUUCAUUCCGGGCGAUGAGGGGCUUAGCCGGGUGGUCGUUUGGCUUCGCAUGCCAAGGUUGCCCUUGGAUUACUGGAAGAAGCCGACAAUCAUGCGAAUAGCAGCCACUACCGGCACUCCUCUGGCUUUGGAUGAGGUCACAGAGCAGGGGAGGCGCUAUGGAUUCGCCAGGGUGAAGAUAGCUUUGAAUUGCUCAGCUCCUCUCAAACCGGGCACUCUUGUGAGGGGCUCAUCGAAGGGGGUAGCGGACGUUUUCUGGCAGGAUUUCAUCUACGAGAACCUGCCGGCUCCCUGCUCCAGGUGUGGGCGUAUAGGGCAUGCGACGGCGGACUGUACUUUCUCCAUGCCGGAGGCCGAGGUGGCAGAAGAAGGGGAGAUUCAGGGGGACGGGAUGGAGUCCCCGAGGACGUCGGCCCAGGAGAACAGGGGUAGUGGUGAACCGGAGGACCUGCCGAUGUUCGGCCUGUGGAUGGUCACGGGUCAUUCGCGGGCGCCGCGGGUGGCUAAGGUGCCGGCUCGGAGGAAGACGAGGGCUAAGCCUGGGGUUGGUCCGAGGUCGGCACCUACCUCUCCCCGAUCCGAUCUGAAGCCAGGCGUGAACAGGGCUGAUGCGGAGUCUUCCCCGAUCGACCUCGAAGGGUGGUAA
Messenger RNA from Phoenix dactylifera (date palm), 1119 nucleotides. The record is from RefSeq and is a predicted model, not a curated record. Lineage: Eukaryota; Viridiplantae; Streptophyta; Magnoliopsida; Arecales; Arecaceae.